AUGGGGAUUCGAGGCUUGGGAAAGUUCGUGGGAGACUUCGCCCCGCGCGCUAUCAAGCGACAGGAGGUGGGAAGUUUCACUGGACGCGUCAUCGCCAUCGACGCUUCCAUGUCUCUCUACCAAUUCAUGGUUGCUAUUCGAGACGGAAACUCCUUUGGGAACUUCACGAACGACGCCGGCGACUGCACUUCGCACAUCGCCGGAAUGCUAAACAGAGCCAUCCGGUUGCUGGAGCAGGGGAUUCGUCCGGUGUAUGUGUUUGACGGCAAGCCGCCCGAGCUGAAGUCUGGGGAGCUGGCGAAGCGGCGAGAGGUGCGUGAGUCUGCGCAGGUGGCGGCGGAGAAGGCGCGCGAGGAGGGGAACGCCGAAGAGCUUCGGAAACAGAUUGUGCGCUCCGUUCGCGUGUCUCAGCAACACAACGACGACAUCAAGCGUCUGCUCCGGCUAAUGGGCUUGCCUGUGGUGGAGGCGCCUUGCGAGGCGGAGGCGCAGUGCGCGGAGUUGACAAAGCACAAGAAGGUUUGGGCGACCGCGACGGAAGACGCGGAUGCGCUCACGUUCGGGGCCACGCGGCUGAUUCGGAACUUGACGUUUUCGGAGAGGACAGGUUCGUCUGCCUCGGCGUCUGCGAUUCUGGUGAUCGAUUUGCCUACGCUUCUUGAGGAACUGAAGUUUUCCCAGGAACAGUUCAUCGACUUCUGCAUUUUGUGCGGAUGCGACUACUGCGGAACGUUGAAGGGCGUCGGCGCCAAGACUGCGUACGGCCUGAUUCGCGAGCACGGAUCAGUCGAGAAGAUUCUCGAAGUUGUGGAUCCACAGAAGAUCCCCGAGGCCUUCUGCUUCCAGGAGGCACGCGCGUUUUUCCGGAACCCAGACGUGACGCCUGCCGACCAGAUCCAGCUAACCUGGGGCGAAGUCGACGUCGAAGGCCUCAAGACUUUCCUAGUCAAGGAAAACCAGUUCAACGAACAGCGCGUCGAGAAUUACAUUGCGCGUUUGAAGAAGGCGCGUGGGAAGACAGCCCAGACGCGACUGGAGUCGUUUUUCGGCGCGGCCGUGACGAAGUCCUCUUCGUUGAUGCACAAGCAACAAGCGGAGAAGCAAAAGGAGCUCGAGAAGAAGAAGAGCCGCAGCGUCCGGGGGUUUGCUGCGCCCAAGGCGAAGGCAGCUGUACGCACACCUGGUGAGGCGGCGAAGCGCGACAAGCCGCACGCCGGGGACGAAGAACGCGCGAAAAAGAGAGUGAAACGCGACGAGACAGAGAGCGAGGGAGCAAAGAAAGCCGCGACAGAGGCAGAGAAAGAAAGCGAGACAGAGACACCGGAGAAGACAGAACCGAAGGACGAAACGGAGAAGACAGAGGCGAAGGAAGACACGAAGACAGCGAAAGAGGAAAAAGAGCAGGGAGAGAAGACCGAGGAGACAGAGAAGGUGGAUAAGGAAGCGACGGAAAACGAGAGCAAGAAGACUUCCAAGAGUUCAGGAUGUGACGAAGCAGCUGCAGGCUCACCGGGGAACCGGAAGCGUCUGUCGCUUCUCUUUGCAGAGAAAACGGGCGUUUCGACGACCUACGGAAACGACCUCUUUGCCGAGGGCGAAGGAGAGGAAAACGUCGCGCCCAGUGAGGCACGUGCUUAG
Messenger RNA from Neospora caninum, 1638 nucleotides. RefSeq names its product putative flap endonuclease-1. Gene Ontology annotation, molecular function: DNA binding; 5'-flap endonuclease activity; 5'-3' exonuclease activity. The transcript is spliced from 3 exons. The record is from RefSeq and is a predicted model, not a curated record. Bases 1 to 1638 code for a protein of 545 amino acids. Lineage: Eukaryota; Apicomplexa; Conoidasida; Eucoccidiorida; Sarcocystidae.